AAGAAAGCCUGGUAUUAUGACUUUUUCUAGUUGACAUGGAUGAUGAAGAUGGGAGGUGCUUGCUAGAUGUAAUUUGUGACCCACAAGCUCUCAAUGAUUUUCUUCAUGGAUCAGAGACACAGGGACAUGUUCCUGAAGUCCAGCCACCAGCUCAACUGUCUACGAGUGAGCCAUCUGGGUUGCCUAGAGUCAGUGUUGAUUUGGACUUUCUAGAGGACGAUGACAUUCUUGGAGGCUCACCAGGUGGAGGAGACAGCGAACGUAAUGGUGUUGGAUCAAAUCAUGAACCAUGUGAUAUUCUCCAGCAGAGUUUGGCAGAAGCCAAUAUUACAGAGCAAAGUCUUCAGGAAGCAGAGGCUGAGCUUGACCUCAGCUCAUUUGGGCUUACUAGUCUUACGCAGGUGGUCCAGCCACUGCCCGAUGCUAGCUUGCCUGGGGUGAGCAUUGGAGGAAAUGCUCCUGUCUUUUCUGGCCAGGGCACCACUACAACACCUUCCAGUGCAACCACAGAUAUGCUUAGCUCUGUUCUGACUCACCCAGGCUUGCAACUUCAAUCUCAAGUCAUGAACAAGGCUAUCAAUGUCCAGCCAUUCAUGCAGCAAGUUGGACUUGGAAAUGUUACUCUUCAACCUAUUUCAGGCCUUCAGACCAUACAGAAUGGAAGUCAGUCUAGUCAUUUGGGCAUUGGGCAGAUACAAGUUGUGGGUCAACCCACUGUAAUGACUAUUAACCCAUCUGGGCAGCAGAUCCUUACUAAAACCAUGGGUGGCUAUCAGCUGCACCAGCCUGGGCUUGAUGCUGCAAGUUCUGGAACACAGGCUGGUCUUGGGGGUUCUGUGCUUAGCUCUGGAGGAGGACUGUUAAUUCAAGGAGGCAAGACCACUCUGAAUGGCCCAGCUGUCUCUGUAAGCAGCACCAGUGCCAACAGCAGUGUAACUACAAUGGCUGCACCCAGUGGUAUAGUGGGAUUUACUCGCGCCCCACUGAGUACAGGAAUUGCAUCUCAACCUCAGCCUCAAAGCCAAAUCAUGCAGAAUGUUGUUAUACAGCGAACACCAACUCCAAUACAGCCAAAACCUCCCCAAGGCGGCACCAUCCAACCUAAAAUCUUUAAGCAACAACAGCAGCAACUGCCAGCUUCACAUCCUUUGCAGAGUGAUGCAAAUAAAGCUCUUGGGGUGCAGCAAGUCCCUGCUGCUGCAGCUCAGAAUGUAGCCUUUCUCACUGGCAAGCCAAGUUCAAAUGUAGUAUUAAGCGCUCAGACCACCACACAGGGGGCACAAUUUCCCCAAACUUUGUUUAAACCGCAUGUCACACCUACACCAGGGAAGCCUCUUAGUGUUCACUUACUCAAUCAACAAGGCAGCAUUGUCAUUCCUUCUCAGGCUGUUUUACAGGGUCAGAACCAUCAGUUCCUCCUGCCCCAGCUUCAGACUGGAGGUCAAAUCCUAACUCAGCAACCUGGUGGUCACAUAAUUGCCAGUUCUGGACCAGGACAGAUUAUUGCUGCUAAUCAAAUCUUGACAACCAAUCAGAAUAUAAAUCUUGGGCAAGUGUUGGCCUCACAAGGCCAUCAUGCUGCGGCUCACAUUGUCUCUGGUUCUAUACAGCUUCAACAUGGUCAGAUGGGCCACCCAACACUAUUCCAGAUGCCUGUCUCCCUAGCCCAGUCACAGAAUCAAAGUUCCCCAGUGACAGGACAUGUACAAACGGUUAUACAAGGCAUGCCGAUACAGAAUUCUCUGUCAAUAGAAAGCCUGAGUCCAGCCGUCAGUUUGCAGCCAACCCUUCAGCCACAGGCUGGUGGAAUACCUGGAAACAACAGCUCUGGAGUAGCAGCUAUGGCACAGUGCCAACCUGGAGAAAACAUGACUGUAUUGGGUAGCUCCACUGAACAAGCCGCCCAAUCCCAAACCAUGUCCCAAUCCUCUAUUCUUACUGUCCAGACAAGUCCUUCCAUUUCAGCUGGCAUUUCAGUUUCCUCCUCCACACCUCCAAUCUCCACAGUGACUACAACUACACCAUCAGUGAGCACAGUGGGUUUGGCAACUCAGGUCCAGCAAAGCCCAGGAAAGGUGUUGUUCACUCACCAUGGUUCCAGCAUUAUUUUGAGCCCGGAAUCAGUACAGAUGUUUCUGCAGCAGGUUUCGUCAUCAGGUCAUCAGCAAGCUCAAAAGAUCCAAAGCCCCUCGCCCUCUCAGCCUAUGGCAACUCGCAGUGCAACGCCAACUCUGUCAGACAGCCCACAGCCCUCACAGGCUUCUCCCCUCAUGUUGGGUCAUCAGAUUCAAUCACCUCAUCAUCCUCAGUCCAGACCUCCUUCUCAGCCCCAAGCUCAACCACCAUCCCAGCCCCAGGCAUCUUCUCGUGCAUGCACACCUUCCUCUAUACCUCCGCUCUUUAUCAUACACAAUCAAUUAGGAGGAUCCCCACAACCACCCCAGUCGACUGCCCAAACUCUGCAAACACAGAUUACACAGGUUCUUCCUCAACCUGUGACCCUUCAACAAGAGCAGCCACGCUCCUCCUCCUCUCCAAAGCCCCAACAGCCACCUCCUACACAGUUCCAUUUUGCAACACCUACUGUAAGUGCAGCUGCCGUUGUAAAACAUCAGGGGCCAGGCUUGACAAGUGAACAGCAGCACCAGUUACAGCUGAUCAGUGCACAACUACAGACCAUGUCAGCCAUUGCUCAACCAUCACAACAGCAGAAGCAGCUACUGGAAAAGCUUAACCAGGUUCAGCAAAACAUUUUACUCCAAUCCAAAGACGUUCAGGCUCAACCUCCGGCCAUAAGUCACUACAGCAAACUGUCUGAGCAGCCUAUAGCACAAGUGGUGACAUCAGCCAGUACCACAGUCCCUUCACUGCUGCAACAGAAGUCUGUUCUGGUCAAGUCAUCAGCCACAAGUUCAAACGAGACACAGGUAUUUUCUGCUACAUUAGGUCCAAGUGAAGUAACAGUUAACCAGGUGAAAACAACUCCAAACCUUGCUCAAGCUGUCCAGGCAAAUCCUGGAGUUGUCAGUUCAGUUGGAGGGCUGACAAUGAGUAAACAAGGACUACAAAUUCCGGUUCUAGGCAGUAGACUUUCACAGAUGCCUCCCCUGCAGCCUCCGACUCCUCUUAAAAACCAGAGUACGACUUUAAAAAGGCCUUUCAUAAUGGAGCCAAGCAAAGAAGCACGGAUGUUAGAACAGUUGAGGAAGCUUCAAGGUUCUGUACUGCAUCCGGACUAUAGCUCACCUUUUUGCUCCUUUGAGGACACACUCUGUCGGUUAUUACCUUACCAUCUGUAUCAAGGAGUGGCUCCCUCUCCUCAAGACUACCACAAAGUGGAUGAUGAGUUUCAAAACAUCUCAAGUCAACUCUUAAAGCGCACUCAAGCUAUGCUUGACAAGUAUCGCCACCUGCUUUUUGAAGAAUCGAGGAGGCUGGGACCCUCUGCGGAGAUGGUGAUGAUUGACAGGAUGUUCAUCCAGGAAGAAAAGGUUGUGCUAAACCAAGAUAGGAUACUAGCAAAAGAGAAGCCAGAAGAGUUUGUUGCCAACUCAUGUCUGCUGAACAGGGCUGUGGACAGUGGAGUAAGGCCUGCAGCAGUAGAACCGACCCCAGUCAGAACUACAAUGGCGCCGACCCAUAUACAUACCACCUCAGCUCCUGCCACAGUUACAGCUGCUUCCACCUCUACCCCAGCUCCAGCUCCCUUUCCUCCCACCAAACUAGUGAUAAAGCAAGGAGGCGGGGGAGCAUUGGUAUCCUGGUCUACCAGCAGCACCUCCACACCUGCAGUGACAAGGCCCUGUAAGAACUCUGAGCGCUGUUCUAGCCAGACGCCGUCCUCUACUCAUUCAGCAGAUGAUGACGAUGCGCUUCCUCAACGGACCAGCAAGCCUCCUAUCAAGACCUAUGAGGCACGCCAGCGAAUUGGUUUAAAGUUAAAAAUCAAACAGGAGGCCGGGUUUAGCAAAGUGGUUCACAACACAGCUUUAGACCCGGUCCAUUUGCAGGCUCAAAACACUCUAUCACAGACCCCCGAGGCUUCCCCUAAAAGCAGACCGACUGAAAGUCAGUCAGUUACAGUCAUUAGAACUUCAUCCCCAACAUGUAACUCCAUAUCCGCCAACACGUACAGUGCAGUAACCACACAGGCAAACUUCACCUCCAGUGGGUCAAGUUCCUCCACUGUGCCUCAUUCCUCGUCCUCUCUUUCCUGGUCUUCAUUUUCCUCUUCCUGUACCUCUUCUGCCCAGAUGAACGGCUCACUGGAGCACUUCGAAGUGUCUGGGGCUAAACUGAAUUCUACCUCCACCGUGACACCUCAGACGACCACCUGUCGUCUUCCACUUCGGAAGACCUACCGUGAAAACAUCAGCCCUUGUCACAGACCAGGUGUUCCAGGAGGUGGUGACCUAGUGUCUAUUCCACCAAUGUCAUCCCCUGAGCCUCCUGCAGCAUCCUCACCCAAACCAGAAAGAACAGUAAUUGCCAGUGUAAAACUGGAGCAGCAGGAUUGCUCAAAGCCCACUCAUACCUACACAGACCCUGAAGCAACUACAGAAGACAGAUUUUGCUACGGAAUUAAAAAUGUCCAUCACCACCAACAGCAGCAGCAGUCCUCUGAUAAAGAGGAUGGGGAGGAUGGAAACAGUGGGGACCAUGUGCAUAGGGUCAUGUGGCAAACAAGUAAAAACCAAGAACGGGCAAUGGGAAUGUUUUGUAUGGACCAGCAUGCACCAGGCCCCCCAUCUCCAGGAGAAACAUCCUGGACAAGAGACUCAUCACUCCCUGCAAAACGAUGUAAAUCGGAUUCCCCAGACAUGGACAAUGCUAGCUUUUCAAGCGGUAGCCCCCCUUUGGACAACUCGCUAAACGAACACUUGCAAUCUGCCAUAGACAGCAUACUGAACCUGCAGCAGGCCCUGCCGAGCCGUGGAGCUGUGGGCAAAGUCAGUGCUGGAAACCCACCCAACCGGCACCAAACACACCAUCGGCAGAGCACACAAUCUUCAUCAACAACAUACAGACACACUAUCACUCCCAACUUGUCUUCAUCUUCGUCCUCUAUAUCGCAGCAACCACAGUUAGGAGGGCGAGGGCAAAAUGGAAGCCUGGUAUCUCAGACACACAGCAGAUAACAGGCCCUUUAGUCCAGAGAUUGUGAAAGGUGUCAGAAUAAGACUAUGGGGUGGGGGAGAGUUGUAAAAUGGAGAAGAGAAUCACUUUCUUUAGCUGUGUUUGCUUUGUUUGUCCAUGGAUAAGGACUAAGAAAGCUGGUGGCGCGGCAGUCUAUUGCGCUAGCCCACUUGUUGAGAUCCGGGUUUAAAUCUCAGCAGUCUCUAAGGGCUGGGCCUUGCGAUGAAUUUGUGCCCUGUCCAGGGUAAUCCUGCCUUGUGCCCAGUGUUCCCCGGUGAAACCAGAUUUGCCGAAACCCUGACAAGUACAAAGCGGUUAAAGAAUAUGUAAAAAAUGGAUGGGGACCAAAUCAUAAUAUUCUUCUGAUUUACAGAUAGCCUUAAUAUGUACUUUCAAAGCAAAGAAGUGCAUUUUUCACAAUCUUUUUUUGAGUUGCUUCAGGUCAGUUCUUAAGUUCAUCGUUGGCAGGGUUUAAUUCAGAUAAUCUUUACAGUUCCCUAAUCUGUCAGUUUGAUCUGAAUAAUUUACCUUCUCACUGUAAGAUUGUGUCUUUACAGUUUAUUUUUAGUUAGAUGUGAUCACAUUAGUUAAGACUUAUGCAGUAAGUCUAAUUGAUUUUGGAGUACGGUCCUUAUCUGGUCGCGGUUUAGUUAUCCCUCUUGCACAACAUCAUGUCGUACAAUUAUGUAUACACUGUACAAGUAUUGAUGGUUUGUUGUAAAAAUUACAUUUCAGAGACUAUUGAGAGCGAUUUCUCAUAGAAAUUUUUGAAAUUGUGCAUUUUUGGCUUUUAGCAAAUUGCUUUUACUGUAAAUGCAGUGAAUCUGAAAUCAUUGGAAUCGCUGUUUACAGAAUAUUUUAAAAUCAAAACCUAGUCACAGAUUAUUUUUUUGCUAUGCACACAUUUCUUUCCAGUCCACCAAACACUGCAGCUGAAAAGUUCUUUUUUACCCCUUUGGUUACAUUUUGCUUUACUUUGAUUCAGUGGUUUUGUUAAGCUUAAUCAAGCAGAUCAGGUGUGUAACGUUAUUGUUGACUAGUGACUUCAACAGUAGUAAAGAGGGCAGGAAGUAAACUUUCUAUUUUUGUUUGCUUUAAUGGUUCAUAGUCCUAGUCCUGAAAUAAGCUCAAAUCACCGUUUCUGUUAACACAUCUGUCCUAAGUCAAAAGAGACAUAAAUCUUCAAAAAGGGGGUUACACAAGGGAAGUACAAUAAAUGUGCGAUGGGAUUCAAUAGAUUGUGAUAAACUACACCUGUUAGCCAGUAUUUUCUGUCUGUGUUUGUGAUAUAUCAUAAACAUUUAAAAGGGUCCUGCAGUUACACCCCACUAAUUUAUUUAUGUACGUUUUGUACACAGUGUAGAGUUAUUCAAGGCCAUUUGGACAAUUCCAAUGCAAACACAGCUUAAGGGGUGAUGAGGAAAAAACAAUAAUGUAAAGAAAAAUAGAUCUAAAAAUUCGAAGUAUAGUACAACAAAUUAAUUUUGUAUUGUAUUUAUUGUGUAUAAUGACACUUUUUAAAAAAGUUAACUGUACAUUUAGUAAACUGUAAAUUAAACUUUGCUUUUAUAAAAGAAUCA
This is a messenger RNA of Trichomycterus rosablanca, 6716 nucleotides long. RefSeq names its product BRD4 interacting chromatin remodeling complex associated protein (gene bicra). The coding region runs from base 36 to 5138 and encodes 1700 amino acids. The transcript is spliced from 12 exons. The record is from RefSeq and is a predicted model, not a curated record. Gene Ontology annotation, cellular component: SWI/SNF complex. Gene Ontology annotation, biological process: positive regulation of DNA-templated transcription. Lineage: Eukaryota; Metazoa; Chordata; Actinopteri; Siluriformes; Trichomycteridae.